Molecule: messenger RNA, 2001 nt
Organism: Somion occarium
Lineage: Eukaryota; Fungi; Basidiomycota; Agaricomycetes; Polyporales; Cerrenaceae
Source: the annotation of a GenBank genome assembly
GCUUUCGAUAGUCCACUUCACUCGUCCAGAGUAAACUCGGAUCAAUAGGGAUUCACAUGUCUCGAAAGGAAUGAUAUAACUGUUUCGGUGAUACGCAGGCUGUGAAACGUGCAAAUUAGUGAUACGCAACCGUCGGGUAUACCGCCAAUAUGAUGCACACAUCGCAAUGAAAGGAACUCUUUGUGUCUUGGUCUGCGACCACCACAUUCGUUCUCCCCUCGCCUCAAUCUUUUUCGUUUCUUUCACUUCUUUCUGGGGCUGGAUCCCUCUGUAGUUUACUUCACGAUCAUUUCAGCUACGCUACGACACUUGAUUGCUUCAACGAACCUAUUUACCCUGACUUACGGCCCCCGCUUGCUUUCUGGUUGCUCAACGGAUCUUGGCAGAAGAGCACUUUACGACAGCAGAAGCGACUAUUCACGAUAGAUGGCCGACACAAGUGUCAUCCUACUUCCUAAUGGCGAGAACUUCCUCUUGAGGGUGGGUUACAGCAAUGCUGAAGGCGGAGGGGUAUUGGCUCUCGUUAUCAUCUCAUGUUUCUCUAUGAUUGCAGUGGUCGGACUGCUAUUCGCUAUUGCGCUCUCAGCAUGGAACACUCGGAAAUCCGUCAACCCGAACAUGUUCGUCCGUAGCCACGCAGCUGCAUAUCUGAUAUCAUUGUUGCUCUGUGACUUAAUGCAAGCUAUUGGCUCCAUCAUGAACGCUGAAUGGUACAUGAAAAACGCGGUAGAAUUCAAUACAAUGUGCGUGGCUCAAGGUGCGAUUAAACAUGUGGCCGACGUCGGAACCGCUAUCUGGUCCUUGAUCAUUGCAUUACACACGUUCUGGAUUCUCUUCCUUCGUCUCGAGACGCGUCGAUAUAUUCUCAUUUUCACCCUUGUGGGCGGCUGGUCUGCGGUUGGUACAAUCGUAAUUGCCGGACCUGCUGCACUGAAUACCACGCAUAAUGGGCCGUUCUUUGGCAUCUCUGGUUACUGGUGCUGGAUAUCCGAACACUACUACGUUCCUCGAAUAACAUUGGACUAUAUGUUUUUGUUCGCCUCAGCCCUCUUUAGCUUCGUUCUCUACGCGAUGAUAUUCUUCCGCCUUCGAGGGAACAUACAAGUGAAGGGAGGGAAGCUCACAAUUAAGCGACACUGUGAUAUUCAAUUACAAGGCAAGGAGUCGACGGAUAGUUCAAUCAUUUCUGUGGCGAAGAUGAUGCUCUUAUAUCCGGUCGCAUACACAAUCAUGAUCCUGCCCAUUGCGAUUUGUCGUUUUGCGGAUUGGUCAGGCCAUGAGGUCCCUUUCGCAGCCACAAUCUUCAGCGAUUCAAUCUUCCUCUUAUCUGGUCUUGUCAACGUUGUGCUGUUCACAACUACCCGUCGGGUCCUUCCUCCGCACAGUGUCAUUCCUCGUCGAUUUUCCCGCAGUUCCAGCACCAAGAGCUCGAGCACGGGUAGUUCCAGAACCAUGGUGAUAGACGAGGACGACGACCUGGAGAAGUUCAAAUAUAAGGCUCAGUCCACCUACAUUGACCAUCAUGCGAACUGGACAGGCAGAGAAACCGGCAUGUUGAAGACCGUAAGCAGUCCAGACGACGACGCCGGCUCCACAUCAUCAUACCCCAACCAAUCAACCGAAUCUUUGCCAUACCUUGCACCAGUGCACAUGCCAGCGCACAUGCCCGUUCCUCACCAGCUACCUCAUGCGCCAGCGAAACCUUCACCGAAUGAAGAUAGGUUUGAGCGCAUUUCACUAGAUAACGCGAGUAGGGGCGGAUCGUCUUCAUAUUGGCAUUCGCACGAUCAUGAGCAUCCACGCGAUAGGCCGGAACCAUCUAGUCCGAUUGUGGCGACCGAGCAGGUUGCUCUCAGCUAUAGUUAGGCGUUAGCAAGUAAUGUAUAUUGUAAUGUUCUCAACUUUCUCAUGCUAGCGCCCAUGAUGCUGAGCAUCGGCGUAUCGCCUCGGUGUUCAUACAUGUAAUAUAGGAAGCCGGAUUACUAUCUUUGAGUACCUCGG